Stegastes partitus (bicolor damselfish) is the source of this 805-nucleotide messenger RNA. RefSeq names its product macrophage receptor MARCO-like. Lineage: Eukaryota; Metazoa; Chordata; Actinopteri; Pomacentridae. The record is from RefSeq and is a predicted model, not a curated record. Bases 155 to 805 code for a protein of 216 amino acids. The transcript has 6 exons.
UUCCUCUACUUCAGUCAGUGUCGCAUGUGAGCUUAUUUGUGAGGAGGUUCUGUUGCAAUCAGGGAACAAAUUGUGUUUUGCCAACAUCAUGAACUGUGAGUGUUAUAAGACCUCCCGAAGUACAAAGCGAAGGUGACUCUGAAUACUGGACAGCAUGGAAACAUCAGUGGGAAGGACGACAGGUCGGGUCUCGUACACCCAGAGUAACCCACUGUUUGACAUGUCAGGCGGCAGCAGCGAUCUGUGCAGCAUCCAGUCUGACCAUCUGACGCCAGCGAAGCCCAGAAGAAAAUGGUGUUUGAAGGUGAUAGUUGUUUAUCUCAUCCUGCAGACGGCCCUUAAUGUCUUUCUCCUUUAUAAAGUUUUCACAUUGGAGUCUUCACUGUCUAGCCCCAAAUCCGAGAAGUUCAUGUUCAGUCGCCUUUCUCUGGGUGAUGACAUCCUCCAGACUCUUCACAACAAUAGUCAAGAAACCCACACCCUGAGUGGUGACUUAUUGGCCUUGCAGAACCAGGUCAGAAGCCUGUGUGGAGAGAAGGGUGAGCUGUUCAGGCUGAGGGCUGACCUGAGCCGGCUCAACACAAGCAACAACAACUUGGAGGGCAAACUGAUGACCAUCAGCCUCAAACCAGGACUUCCAGGUCCUCCAGGUACAAAUGGGUCACGUGGAUAUCCAGGUGUGCCAGGAGUGAAAGGUGCCAAAGGAGAUGCUGGCCAUCCGGGACCACAAGGUGAAAUGGGACUCAAAGGCGACCCAGGAGCUGCUGGUGAAAGAGGUGAGUUUCAAUAUGAUAAUCAAUGUUAA